Thalassophryne amazonica is the source of this 2831-nucleotide messenger RNA. RefSeq names its product carboxylesterase 2b (gene ces2b). The transcript is spliced from 22 exons. The record is from RefSeq and is a predicted model, not a curated record. Bases 43 to 2559 code for a protein of 838 amino acids. NCBI's taxonomy places the organism in Eukaryota, Metazoa, Chordata, Actinopteri, Batrachoidiformes, Batrachoididae.
CGAGGACCUUACUGUUGGCCGCUGUGUUGGAACUGACCAGAUAUGUCUGUUAAGGACUUCAGAGCUCAAAAUUUCUUCAUUCUUGCAGCAGCUGUUUUGAUUUGGUGUGUUACUGCAGACUUGCAUGGUCCAGUUGUCCACACAAACUUCGGGAGCCUCAGAGGUGAGUAUGUGACUGUCAAGGGUAAGGAUACCAGAGUCCAGGCUUUCCUGGGUGUUCCAUUUGCAAAGCCACCUGUGGGUGCUCUGAGACUGAAAGCACCUCAGCCUGCUGAAGGAUGGGACGGAGUGAAAGAUGCCUCUCAUCAGCCACCCAUGUGUGUUCAGUCAAAUAAGGUAGUUGAGGGGCUGUUGGAUAAAGUGGGUAUUUUGAUGGCAGAGAUCCCAGACGUUUCAGAAGACUGUCUUUACCUCAAUGUUUACACUCCUGCAAACAAAGCUCCUGAUGCCAAACUCCCAGUCAUGGUCUGGAUCCAUGGUGGAGGGUUUACGUUUGGCUCAGCUUCAAUGUAUGAUGGAUCUGCCCUGGCUGCUUACCAGGAAGUGGUUGUGGUUUUAAUCCAAUACCGUUUGGGACUACUGGGCUUUCUCAGUACUGGAGAUGAGAACAUGCCAGGAAACUUUGGCCUGCUGGAUCAGGUUGAAGCCUUGCGCUGGGUGCAGAAAAACAUUCACAGCUUUGGAGGAAAUCCAGAUUUAGUCACUGUAUUUGGGGAGUCAGCAGGUGGUGUGAGUGUAUCUCUUCUGCUUUUGUCACCUUUGUCUGAUGGUCUGCUCCACCGUGCAAUUGCUGAAAGUGGCACUGCUCACCUUCAGUCACUCACACACAUUGAUCCCCUGCCAGUCAUGAAGGCAAUAGCCAAUGUAUCUGGAUGUGACAUCGAUACUGCAAAGGAGAUGGCUGACUGCAUGAGAAACCUAAUGGUUGAGUCUAUUAUUGAUGGAGCAAAGGAUAUGAGACCUAAUUUACCUCUGGCUAUCGACGGACACUUCCUGAAGAAAUCUAUAAAUGACCUGUUUGAUAAUCAUGAACUUCUCACUGUACCUUUCAUGACUGGUGUUACAAAUGAUGAAGGUGGCUAUUUACUUUGUGAAAUAUUUGCUCCUCCAAACUGGACAGAAGGAAUGGAUCAGGAGCAUAUCUUGAACUUAGCCUCUUUGUUCUAUCCUGAACCCAAAGAUGCGAUUCGUAGAGAAAUGAUACGCGAGGAAUAUGUGGGAAAUGGUGAAGAUCGUGUGAGAAAUAGAGAUGGGUUUACAGAGUUCAUCGGAGACUUAUUCUUCAACAUUGCAGCCAUUAAGACUGCAAAUGCACACAGAGAUGCAGGAGCUCCUGUGUAUUUGUACCAGUACCAGUACCCCCCCAAACUCCUGCAGAAAAAAAGACCAAGUUUUGUUAAGAGUGACCAUGGAGAUGAAGUCUUCACAGUAUUAGGAUUCUGCUUCACAACAACCCGUGUCACAUUACAGCAGGCAUGUACAGAAGAAGAAGAAAGUUUCAGCAGGGAGAUGAUGAGCUACUGGGGAAACUUUGCUCGCACGGGAUCUCCUAAUGGCGAUGGUCUUCCCCACUGGCCUCAGUAUGGAGCAGAAGAAAAGUACCUGGCCCUUGAUAUAAAGAAACAGGUAAUCAAGCAACACCUGAAGAAGGACCGGUUCAUCUUCUGGACUCAGACCUUCCCAGGUCCUGUAGUCCACACAAAGCUUGGAAGCCUCAGAGGUGAGUAUGUGUCAGUAAAGGGGAGGAAAGCGGGAGUCCACGCCUUUCUUGGUGUUCCGUUUGCAAAACCACCUGUUGGUGCGCUGAGACUGAGAGCUCCUCAACCUGCAGAAGGAUGGGAAGGAGUGAGAGAUGCUUCCCGUCAGCCUUUCAUAUGUAUUCAGUAUACAAGACAGUUGAAGGAUCUUGUGAAUACAAUGUGGGGUUUGACAUUAGAGUUGCCAGACAUUUCAGAAGAUUGCCUUUACCUCAACAUUUACACACCUGGAAACAAAGCUCCUGAUGCCAAGCUGCCAGUCAUGGUUUGGAUCCACGGUGGAGGGUUUGCAUCAGGGUCAGCUUCAAUGUACGAUGGAUCUGCCCUGGCAGCUUACCAGGAAGUAGUUGUGGUUGUAAUCCAGUACCGAUUGGGACUGCUGGGCUUUCUCAGCACUGGCGAUGAGAACAUGCCAGGAAACUUUGGCCUGUUGGACCAGGUUGAAGCCCUUCGAUGGGUUCAGCAGCACAUUCACAAUUUUGGCGGAAAUCCGAAUUUAGUCACCAUAUUUGGGGAGUCUGCUGGCGGUAUGAGUGUAUCUCUUUUGCUUCUCUCGCCGUUGUCUGAUGGGCUGUUCCAUCGUGCAAUUGCUGAAAGUGGCACUGCUUCCAUGGGGCUGCUGGGCUUCAUAAAUAAUGAUGUCUUGCCAAUAAUCCAGGUAGUAGCCAAUGAAUCUGGGUGUAGCAUCGAGUCUACAAAGGAAAUGGCUGAAUGCAUGAGAAACAUUAACAUUGAUGCAGCAAAGAGUUUUAGUGAGAUUUUACUAAGGCCUAUUCCUGUGACUGUGAUGGACACUUUCUGAGAAAACCUGUGGAUGAAAUGUUGCAGAAUCAUGAACUGCUCACAGUACCUUCAUGACUGGAGUAAAUAAUGAUGAAGCUGGUGGUUAAUUCCCAAAGUCUUUGCUCUCCAAACUGGACAGAGGGAAUGGACCGGAAACAGGACUGUGUUCUGUCCUCUUUUUUCCCUGAUCCAGCAGAUGACAUGCUGAAACUGAUGCUAACAGAGAAUAUUUGGGAUCUGCUGAAGAUCGUGUGAAAAAUCGAGAUGGGUUACCAAGCUGCUCGGAGAGAU